Molecule: messenger RNA, 1992 nt
Organism: Arxiozyma heterogenica
Lineage: Eukaryota; Fungi; Ascomycota; Saccharomycetes; Saccharomycetales; Saccharomycetaceae
Gene: MAE1
Product: malate dehydrogenase (oxaloacetate-decarboxylating)
Exons: 1
Coding region: 1-1992 (663 amino acids)
Biological process (GO): pyruvate metabolic process; malate metabolic process
Cellular component (GO): cytosol; mitochondrion
Molecular function (GO): NAD binding; malate dehydrogenase (decarboxylating) (NAD+) activity
Source: RefSeq, a predicted model, not a curated record
AUGAUAAAUACAAAGACUAGUUAUAUUGUCUCAAAGGCAUCUAAACAAAGUUAUUCCAGUAUUUUACAAUUGCGUCUGUAUUCUAAGUCUACUAAACCCAACAAUGCUACUACUACAAGAGACACGUCUUUUACCUCAAGUUUGCAGAGAAAUAAUUUCAAUCUCUCUAGCAACAUCAUAGAUAAUACUAAUAACACUACAACUUCAUAUCUAUUCCAAGGUGUCAAGUCUCAAAGAAACAAAUUGACUGUUGAUGGUCCAAUUGAAUGUCCUCUAUCAGGUACAUAUCUAUUGAAUUCACCUCUAUUUAAUAAAGGUACCGCUUUCACUGAACAAGAAAGAGCAGACUUUAAAUUAAACGGGCUAUUACCCCCACAAAUUAAUACUCUUGAUGAACAAUUGGAAAGAGCUUAUAAACAAUUAUGUACUUUGAAGACUUCUAUCGCUAAAAAUGAUUUUAUGACUAAUUUGAGAGUCACCAACAAAACACUUUAUUUUGCCCUGGUGAAAAAACAUAUUAAGGAGUUGGUGCCAAUCAUUUAUACACCAACAGAAGGUGAUGCCAUUGCUACUUAUUCCAACAGAUUCCGUAAGACUGAAGGUGUUUUCUUAGAUAUUACUGAACCAGAUUCAAUCGAGGAAAGACUGGCUGCUUAUGGUGGUGAAGCUAAAGAUAUCGAUUAUAUCGUUGUAUCUGAUGCAGAAGGUAUCUUAGGGAUUGGUGACCAAGGUGUUGGUGGUGUUCGUAUUUCUAUUUCUAAGAUGGCUUUGAUGACUCUUUGUGGUGGUAUCCAUCCAGGUCGUGUAUUGCCUGUUGUCCUGGAUGUAGGUACAAACAACAAGAAAUUAGCAAGAGAUGAAUUAUAUUUAGGUAAUAGAUUCUCUAGAAUACGCGGCCAACAAUAUGAUCAAUUUGUUGAAAAGUUCAUUACAGCAGUUAAGAAGCUUUAUCCUCAUGCAGUGUUACAUUUUGAAGAUUUCGGUGUUAAGAACGCAAGAAGAAUCCUGGACAAAUAUCGUCAUGAAGUGCCAUGUUUUAAUGACGAUAUUCAAGGCACAGGUGCUGUUGUUAUGGCUUCUUUAAUUGCUGCUUUAAAACACACUCAUAGAGAAUUGAAGGACACUAAAGUUAUUGUUUUUGGUGCAGGAUCUGCUGGUCUUGGUAUAGCUGAUCAAAUCGUGUCUCAUAUGGUUACUCGUGGUGUGCCAAUUGAGGAAGCUCGUUCAAAGAUUUACUUAAUGGACAGACGUGGUUUAAUAUUACAAUCAUAUAAAGAGGGUUCUACUGCACAACAACACGUCUAUGCUAAACCGGAUAAAGACUGGGUUGGUGUUGAUACUAAAUCAUUAUUUGAAAUUGUCUCUAAUGUGAAACCAACUUGCCUAGUGGGGUGCUCCACUAAGGCUGGUGCUUUCACCAAAGAGAUCAUCCAAGAAAUGUACAAACAUAAUCCAAGGCCUAUCGUUUUCCCAUUAUCCAACCCAACUAGGUUACAUGAAGCUGUUCCAGAAGAUUUGAUGAAAUGGACAAAUAACGAUGCUUUGGUGGCUACAGGUUCCCCAUUUGAGCCAGUAAAUGGAUAUCGUAUUUCACAAAAUAAUAAUUGUUAUUCCUUCCCAGGUAUUGGAUUGGGUGCAGUUUUAUCUCGUGCUUCUUAUAUAAGUGAUAGAAUGAUUUCAGCUGCUGUAGAUGAAUUAGCAUCUUUAUCCAACUUGAGAGAGGGCGACUCUACACCAGGUCUAUUGCCCGGACUUGAAGUGAUCACUCAUACAUCAUCAAGAAUUGCAGCUGCUGUGAUAUUGGAAGCUCUCGAUGAAGGUGUUGCCACUAUCGAAAAUGAAUUAGAUCCAGCUAACCCUGGUCAAAAUGUAAAAGUCCCACGUGAUUUCGAAGCCUGUGUUGAAUGGGUUAAAAAUCAGAUGUGGGAACCAAUCUACAGGCCAUUAGUUAAAGUUAAGUAUGACCCAAAAGUUCAUACUAACCAGAUCUAA